UUGUUGAACUAUCAGUUAUACUUUCAUAAAGAGUUUCAGAUUUUAUUGAAAAAAAUCAACAAAAUGAAUAUGUUUUAAAAGAAAAAUAUAAUGAAAAUUAUUUAUUACAACCUCAUUGCAUUCAAAUUCUUGGUGUCUUCUUAUUAUUAGAUAUUGAUGGUGAAACUAAUUCAAUACCAUCUAAUCAUCUUGAUGAAAUUUUAAUAGGCCAAGGAAAAUCUUGGACAUUAGCACUUUUAGCUGGAUUUUUUAGUUUAAGUAAUUAUCAAGUUACAGUUGCUUGUUAUAGCGAUUAUUUAUCUCAACGAGAUGAAAAAGAUUUUAAAUAUUAUUUGGCACCUUUUAAAUUUACAAAUUAUGUUAAAUAUAGAACACUGAGUUAA
Molecule: messenger RNA, 383 nt
Organism: Rotaria sp. Silwood2
Lineage: Eukaryota; Metazoa; Rotifera; Eurotatoria; Philodinida; Philodinidae
Source: the annotation of a GenBank genome assembly